UCGGGUUUAUAAAAAAAAAUCGGAUUUAUCUUUAAAAAAAUUCAGAUUUAUCUAUAAGAAAAAUCAGAUUUAUCUUAAAAAUAUUAAAAAAAAAAUUCUUUCAAAUUUGAGACAGGUUCUAGUCGAUUUCAACAUAUCAGAGAAAGACUUUAAACAUUCAAGAACAAGUUUCUAAUGCAAGCAAACAAUCAGAUUAAGUUGAUGCAGCGGUCGGAUAUGUAAAAAAAAUUGGUGUAAUUGUCAACCUAAAAGGUUCUAGCAAUUAACUCACAUCAGGAAGAUUAAAAAAAAUCAAACAAGCUUAAACAGGGUGAAACAAGACGAGACUUAAGCUUUGAAAAAUAGAUUAGGGUUUUAGAUUUUAUUCUGCAAAGUCAUACGGCUAGAUGUAGUUGUAUGUAUGCGGCUGAGGGUUUAAAUCCUUUUUGGUUUUGUUUUGAAUUUUCUGAAGAUACCUGAACCUUUUGUGAUGAGUUGAACGGUCUGUGAGGAGAGAGAGCUGCUGCUGGUUGCUGACAGAGAGAAAAGGAGGCGACUGGAAGAGCUUUAGGAGUCGCCGGAAAAUAGCAAGAGAUCGUUUGGUUUCUAAUUUAUGGGUGGUGGAUUUUUGGAAGGGUUUAGAGACAAGGUCGUGCUGAUAACGUGUUGUUAAUGAAGAGUUAAUGAAGAGGGGAACUUGUGUGUAUUAUUAGGUCGACCAACUGGUCUUUAUAUACAUAUGGUAAUGACGGUCUAAGUACUGGAUCGACAUAAGAUCGUACUUAUCCUUAACUAGAUAAUGACUAGCAAUACGUAAGAUAAACACCAACUAUAAUAUAGAUAAACAUAAGAGUAGAAAGGCGCCAGUAUGAUCCUGCGGAUGGGCUUGGCCCGUACACGGGCUGAUAAAUGGGUCGAUCACUAAAUGGUUUAUAACAGUUUCAUAUAUAUUUCAAGAGGAAGAAGGUGUCACGGGAGGUUUCCACUUUCUAGGUAUUUACCUAUUCUAUGUAUCUCUUCUGAUUCCAAGUACAAGUACUUGUUCGAUUUCAAAGAAGUCAUAUUGUGAACAAUAGUCUGAAGCUUUUAGCUGUCGAUGAGUUUGGUUUUGUUUUCUCUUUAAUCUUUGUGGUUUGUGUACCACGCUAGGGUUUACUUCGACCUUUUUUUUCCAACCUUGUGCUGUUUCUUAUGACUUAUUUGUUAGUUUCAUGAGAAAUACACAUACUUUACGAUUUAACAUUCCUUGUUUGUAUUUUCAAUGUUCUUAGGUUUUUCGUGUCUGGUUUGGGGCUUCUCUUGCUUUGACAGCUAAAUCAUGGAUAUGAUAAGUAAAUUGCCUGAAGAUCUUCUCUUGAGAAUACUGUCAGAACUGCCUACUGCUAAGGAUGUUGUGGCCACUAUGGUUUUGUCAAAACGUUGGCAGCCUCUUUGGAAGUCAGUGCCAAAACUUGUGUUCGACGACGACGACGAUAGGUAUCAAAAUAUCGAUACUAUAAGGUUUUCGCGCUUUGUUGACUAUUUUUUGAUUCUGCACGAGGCACCGAUAGAAACUUUGCAUUUCGAACUUACUCAAACUUUUGAUGUCCUUGAUAUUGUAUUAUGGAUUACAAUUGCUGUUCAACGUCGUGUGCGUUACCUGAAAAUCAAUAUCGACUGUGCUUCCAGUACAACUCCUGUUAUACUCCCAAGGAGUUUAUACACAUGCUGUGGAAUGCUUGUGACUUUGAAUUUAACGAGUGUGACUCUUACGGAUGCUUCUACCUUGCCUUCUUUCUCAACCCUCAAAACUUUGAGGCUUUUAUCUGUGAAGUACCCCGGUGAUGAGUUUGUCAGGAGGCUUUUAUCCAGUUGUCAUGUUCUUGAAGAUUUGGAAGUGGAACAAUGUAACGAUGACAAUGUUACGAUUUUCACAGUUAAGGUUCUUUCCCUCAGGACUGCAUCUUUGUAUAAAUCAUCAGACAGAUGUACAGAAGAUGAAGAUGGAUUUGUGAUAUAUGCUCCUUCUUUGGAGCUAUUGGAACUUUAUGAUUAUAGUGGCAGUUUUUGUAUCGUUGAGAAAGAUAUGCCUAAUAUUGUAGACGCAGAUGUUUUCGUUAAUCAUUACCCUUCUACGGAAAUUCUGAGUUCUAUUACUUCAGUGAAGCGUCUCGAUUUAUGUUUAUCAUACUCAAAGGAUGCAUAUUCUGAUGGUAGUGUCUUCCACCGUCUUGUGCAUUUAAAGAUAUGCACAUGUGCGACAGAAUGGUUGAAUCUACUUAUGUGUGUACUCAGAGAUUCCCCUAAGUUAAGGGCCAUCAAACUCCGACAGUGUCAUGACAUACGUGAUGAACAACCGCGCCCCUGCUGGAAUGAACCGAAAUCAGUUCCUGAAUGUUUGAUAUCGAGUCUUGAAACUCUUAAAUGGGUAAAAUAUGAAGGAACAGAAGAACAAAAAGAAGUAGCAGCAUUCAUAAUAAGGAAUGGAAGAUGUUUGAAAAAGGUGGCUAUCUCCUCGGAAACCACUGCCUCCGACAAGAAACUUGAGAUGCUCAAGGAGUUAUCUUUGUUCUCUAGGCGUUCACCCAACUGCCAUCUAGCAUUCGACUGAAGCUUUACAUCUUGUUGGUUCGUUUUGAUCUGAAUCUCAUCAGAUAUGCUUAUUACAGUUUUUGCUAUUUUUCUUUUCCCUUUCUUUUCCUAAUUAUUUGAGGGUUAUGAAUUUCUUAUGUUUCCUCUUUAUUCUCUGCCUAGAAGAAAAAUACAUAAAAGCAUCAUCAUCCCUAGUAGUCAAGAAGAAUAUAUGCGUACGUUUUUUUUUUUUUGUGGCAAUGACUGUCGGGUCCAAAGAUGUUAUUUAGCAAUUUAACUAUACACUAGACGUUGACUCGCUCGACGGCCCUGAUGUUUGUAAGAAUUUUAAAAUUUAAAUUUUUGGUCAGAAUAUUUUGAAAUGAAAAAGAUCAAACAAAAGCUAAAAUGAAGAUGUAUGUUUUUUGGUUGUCAAACAUAAACAAAAUCUGAUAAAGCGCUUGGAAGUUAACAUAAGUUUGCACAAUUUUAAAGGGCUAACAUAUUUUUCUAAGAACAUAAAUAAUUAGUUACAAAUUGUAACUGCAAGAAUAUAUAAUCGUACUGUUCUUUGCUGUUACACGAGGCUCCAGUUCUAGAAUGUUUGCGUUUAAAACUUGAUCGGGAGUCUGGUACUGCUGUAGAUAUUGGGUAUGGGUUAGAACAGCUGUUAAACGCUCUGUGCAUGAGUUAGAUAUCGACAUUAAUACCCCUUGCAUUUUGACUCCGGUCAUUACUUCCAUGGAGCUGGUAUGCCGGAGGAUGUAGGAUGCUUGUGACGUUGAAACUAAGUAACAUGACUCUUGUCUUCCUUGCCAGCUUCUUUCCCAUCUUUUAAAAAUUUGAGCCUUGUAAAGAUGAAAUACCCGAGUGAGGAAUUUAUCAACAAGCUUUUAGCUAAUUGUCCUGUUCUUGAGGACUUGGCAACAUGUUUUCUCAAGAAAGUAAAAUUUUGUCAUUAGUAUUUUUUCAUAUAUAUCCUCUUAGAAAAAUCUAAGAAAGUAAAAUUUUGUUGUUAGUGUUUUUUUCAACGAUUUUCCUAGUUUUAACAAUAAAGUAUAUAAUUAUUAUAUAAAUUGUACUAUUUAUAAUUAUAUCAAGGUUAUAAAUAUAUGUUUUAAUACAAUAAAACUAGGUGUUUCGCGCGCAUGUGCGGGCAUAGAGAUUUUAUAAUUACUUAUUAAUACAUGAAUUACUAAUUAAAAAAUUACAAUUUUAAAUUAUUAUUUAUGUUUUCAUUGAAAAUUCUUAUCUAUUAGAAAUUUUUAAAAUUCCUUUGUACACUAUAUUCAUUAUUAAUAGAUAAUAUAUAAAUCUUAGAUAUACUCUUUCAAUUAUAUAGAAUUAAUAAUUUUACUUAAUAUUUAGUUAUGUAUUUUCUGUUUUUAAACUUUUAACCAUUUUAUUAAAAUAUAUAUUUUGCAUAACAACACAAUAUUGUUC
Molecule: messenger RNA, 3972 nt
Organism: Brassica napus (rape)
Lineage: Eukaryota; Viridiplantae; Streptophyta; Magnoliopsida; Brassicales; Brassicaceae
Product: probable FBD-associated F-box protein At1g32375
Exons: 3
Coding region: 1298-2569 (423 amino acids)
Molecular function (GO): protein binding
Source: RefSeq, a predicted model, not a curated record